Molecule: messenger RNA, 1311 nt
Organism: Sciurus carolinensis (gray squirrel)
Lineage: Eukaryota; Metazoa; Chordata; Mammalia; Rodentia; Sciuridae
Gene: Myg1
Product: MYG1 exonuclease
Exons: 7
Coding region: 151-1293 (380 amino acids)
Cellular component (GO): nucleus; cytoplasm
Source: RefSeq, a predicted model, not a curated record
GGGUGAUGAAGUGCCGCAAGAAACUGCUGAAUAGCAUGCUCCUUGCUGGCCGGUUGCCGUAGGAACAGCACGCAAGCGGAAGUGGUGCUACGUGGGCCCUUCCCCUUCCGGGUCAGCACUUCUGACUCCCACCAGGGGCUGGGGAGCUGCAUGAGAAGCCGCUUCCUACGGUGUUUUUUAACUCUCUUACUGCCGCGAUCGACCCUCCAAAACCGGCAGUACAUGCUAAGCCCAGAGUCCGUCCCGCCCCCCAAAAGAUCCCGCGGCGACAUGGCACCACCCCGAAUCGGGACACACAACGGCACCUUCCACUGCGACGAAGCGCUGGCUUGCGCGUUACUUCGCUUGCUGCCAGAGUACCGGGAUGCAGAGAUUGUGCGGACCCGGGACCCCGAGAAAUUGGCUUCGUGUGACAUCGUGGUGGAUGUGGGUGGCGAGUACGACCCUCAGAGACACCGAUAUGACCAUCACCAGAGGUCUUUCACAGAUACCAUGAGCUCACUGUGCCCUGGGAAGCCAUGGCAGACCAAGCUGAGCAGUGCUGGGCUCAUCUAUCUGCACUUCGGGCACAAGCUGCUGGCCCAGUUGCUGGGCACUAGUGAAGAAGACAGCGUGGUGGGCACCCUCUAUGACAAGAUGUAUGAGAACUUCGUGGAGGAGGUGGACGCAGUGGACAAUGGGAUCUCCCAGUGGGAGGAGGGGGAGCCUCGAUAUGCACUGACCACUACUCUGAGUGCCCGGGUUUCUCGACUUAAUCCCACCUGGAACCAGCCUAACCAAGACACCGAGGCAGGGUUCAAGCGUGCAAUGGAUCUGGUUCGAGAGGAGUUUUUACAGAGACUUGACUUCUACCAACACAGCUGGCUGCCAGCCCGGGCCUUGGUGGAAGAAGCCCUGGCCCAGCGAUUCCAGGUGGACCCAAGUGGGGAGAUAGUGGAACUGGCAAAAGGUGGAUGCCCCUGGAAGGAACAUCUCUACCACCUGGAAUCUGGGCUGUCUCCCCCUGUGGCCAUAAUGUUUGUUAUCUACACUGACCAGGCUGGACAGUGGCGAGUCCAGUGUGUGCCGAAGGAGCCCCACUCAUUCCAAAGCCGGUUGCCCCUGCCAGAGCCAUGGCGAGGUCUUCGGGAUGACACCCUAGACCAGGUCAGUGGGAUUCCUGGCUGCAUCUUCGUCCAUGCCAGUGGCUUCAUUGGUGGGCACCGCACUCGAGAGGGUGCCUUGAGCAUGGCCCGUGCCACUCUGGCCCAGCACCUAAAACCUAUGCUUGCCUCAAAUCCCCUAGUCCAAUAAAACGGCUUCUCUUAUUGA